AUGCUACACGCUGUUAUGCUAGGUAGCGGUCCGGGUCGAGGGAGACACGAAUGGUAUCCGGGAUUUUAUCUGCAACGUCGACGACUUGGAUGCAGGAUGAACCGCGGGGAACAAGAGACCCUAUUCAGGCAGAGCAGGCAGCUCACGAGGAUCGUGCCGUCUCACGAAGAUCUGGUGCUGAGCGUGCUUAAAUCGCCGAUCAGCCAGCACCAGCAACAGCAACGCCAGCAGUAUCGUCCUACGCACCAUUCUCACGAGCACCAUGUUAACUGCCAAGGUCACCAGAAUCAUAAGAAGUGCAUGCAUUCAGGUGAGACCAACGAGAGUCUUCCACGAAGCAAGGACCAAUGCUCUAGGCUCACGGAAAAGCGGUCGAACGCCGCGGCCGCGUAUGCUGCCCUGCAGGCCAGCGAGGACGAGCUCAUUGCCGAGCACUGCCUCGAGUCGGAAGAUGCGGCCUUAAACACGCCGGGUAGCGAAACCGAGGAUACGGAAGAUAAUGGCGCGCAGAUGGAGGAGGCUACCUCCUCCCCUAACCGCCGUUUCACCUUCCUCAGACGUUUCCGAUCGCCGAGAUUCGGCGAGGCACACCAUAAGAGGGUACCUACGCCGAUGAAGAGAAAAUAUCGGCGGAAGAAGAGCAAGGACGAUAUCAUCGACAAUGAUAUGAACGCCGCGGAGGUCGAGCCGUCUAGUCUGAAUCAAGUCGACGUGCCCGACCCUUAUUAUCCGAUCUAUCUGCCAAUCGAUCAGGCCUUCAAGGCCAAGUACGUGUUCCAUCACAAGAAGGGCAAGACGUUUCAGGAGAGGCUGUACGUGUUCCUGGAACAUCCCGGUGGAUGGAUCUGCUUCAUCUAUCAUUUCACUGUGUUCAUGGUGGUAUUGGUGUGCCUCAUAUUUAGUGUUUUGUCAACGAUAGACCAGUACAGUAACUUCGCAAACGAAACCCUCUUUUGGAUGGAAAUAUGUUUGGUGGUGUUCUUCGGCGUGGAGUACCUGGUGAGGCUAUGGAGCGCGGGCUGCAGGUCGAAGUAUAUGGGCUGCUGCGGCAGACUCCGUUUCAUACGGAAACCGAUUUGUAUCAUAGAUUUAAUCGUGGUGGUCGCGUCCAUGGUGGUGUUGUCAGUAGGAAGCAACGGUCAAGUGUUUGCCACUUCUGCCAUAAGAGGCAUCCGAUUUUUGCAGAUACUGCGAAUGCUUCAUGUCGAUCGACAAGGCGGCACGUGGCGACUUCUCGGCUCUGUCGUUUUUAUUCAUCGUCAGGAGCUGCUCACGACGUUGUACAUCGGGUUCCUGGGUCUUAUUUUCAGCAGCUACUUCGUGUAUCUUGCCGAAAAAGAUGUUGUCGGACCCGAUGGAAAAACAGAUUUUUCCAGCUACGCCGAUGCACUGUGGUGGGGAGUGAUUACCGUGACCACGAUCGGUUACGGUGAUGCUGUUCCUCAAACGUGGAUGGGGAAGAUAGUCGCUUCGUGCUUUAGCGUUUUCGCUAUAUCCUUUUUCGCACUUCCAGCCGGAAUACUGGGUUCCGGUUUCGCGCUGAAGGUUCAGCAAAAGCAACGACAGAAACACUUCAACAGGCAGAUACCCGCAGCCGCCAUGUUGAUACAAUGCCUGUGGAGGUGUUACGCGGCGGACAAAGCCAUCAACAGCGUCGCCACGUGGAACAUCUACAUCAAGGAUCCAGCACCCACCGGACAGCCAUCCACGCCUUUGGGAAAGUUGAUUUGUGUAAAGAAGAUGGUGGCAAAGAAGGCGAGCGUACUGAAGAGGCGGAAGUCGAGGAACCGGAUGGACAUGCAGCAGCAGCAGCAGUCGUUGCCGCCGGUCACGAUAUCCGGUGGCGUGUCCAGUGGUGGCGCCACCGGCGACGCUGGCGGCCAGAACGACAACCAGCGAAUGGAGAACGAGGGUGACGUUAUCUUCUACAUGGAGGAACCGAAAGCUGGCACGCUUAAUCGUGCUAGGCGCGACAACCGGGGAAGCCUCUUCACCUCGCAGACGAGCUCCGUCACGGAGGCCACCAGUGACGAAAUUGACAUUGACAUCGAGGAACCGCAGAGGGUCACCACGCUAACGGAAGCACAUCGAAAUGCCAUAAGGGCAAUCAGGAAGAUCAAGUACUUCGUGGCCAGGAGGAAGUUCCAGCAAGCACGGAAACCGUACGACGUGCGCGAUGUGAUCGAACAGUAUAGUCAAGGCCACCUGAACAUGAUGGUUCGAAUCAAGGAGUUGCAGAGAAGAUUGGACCAGACCCUGGGCAAACCAGGCAGCUACCUAGCAGGAAUCGACCGAGCAGGCAACGUGAAACCGAUGACUAUAGGCGCACGCUUAUACAGGGUCGAGCAGCAGUUGUCCGUGAUGGACAAGAAAUUGGACCAGCUGGUCUACGUGCUGAACGCGGUGGCACAAAAGCAACAAAUACCCCUGAGGAGUAUAGAGGACGACGUGUAACAGAAAGCCCCUGGCGAGCUCGUGCCAUCUGUUUCGCGAUCACCGGCAAUCCCGUGGACUUUGCCCCGUGUUACCAUA
Messenger RNA from Eufriesea mexicana, 2532 nucleotides. RefSeq names its product KCNQ potassium channel. The record is from RefSeq and is a predicted model, not a curated record. The transcript is spliced from 14 exons. Gene Ontology annotation, cellular component: membrane; voltage-gated potassium channel complex. Gene Ontology annotation, biological process: potassium ion transmembrane transport. NCBI's taxonomy places the organism in Eukaryota, Metazoa, Arthropoda, Insecta, Hymenoptera, Apidae. The coding region runs from base 1 to 2454 and encodes 817 amino acids. Gene Ontology annotation, molecular function: voltage-gated potassium channel activity.